Molecule: messenger RNA, 1828 nt
Organism: Spodoptera exigua (beet armyworm)
Lineage: Eukaryota; Metazoa; Arthropoda; Insecta; Lepidoptera; Noctuidae
Source: the annotation of a GenBank genome assembly
UUUUAUAUACUUGUUGAUUGCUUUAUUUCGUAGAAAAAAUUUGGUGGCUCAUAAUCAUAUGUCUUUCAGAAAUAACAUGAACGGUCCCGAAGGACCAUCUCGAUGCUGUGAUGAUGGAUGCAAGGAUCUGAACAACACACAAGCAGCCAUGGAGCGUUUAGGAAUGGAAGAAACUCCUGGCUGUGAAGCCAGGACUGCUGGCGAAGUCAAGGUGAACAGCAGGAGGUUGGGAAGAGGAGCUGUGGAAUCAGGUUUGACCCACGAGUGCGGAGUUUUCGGAGCCAUCAGCACCGGCGACUGGCCCACUCAGGUCGACAUUCCACAGGUCAUAUGUCUAGGAUUAGUCGCACUACAACACAGAGGCCAAGAGUCAGCGGGUAUCGUGACGUCAGAGGGCAAGAGUGCUCGCACUUUUAACACACACAAGGGAAUGGGUCUUGUCAACAAUAUAUUUAACGAUGAAGCCAUGAAGAAACUCAAAGGAAACCUUGGAAUUGGACACACUAGGUACUCGACAUCCGCUGCGUCAGAGGAGGUGAACUGUCAGCCCUUCGUGGUGCACACAGCGCACGGGGCCCUGGCCGUCGCACACAACGGGGAACUCGUCAACUGCAGCAGUCUCAGGAAGAUGGUUUUAGGUCGUGGAGUAGGUCUGUCAACGCACUCCGACUCUGAGCUGAUCACACAGGCACUCUGCCUGAACCCACCGGAGGGGGAGACUAACGGACCAGACUGGCCCGCGCGUAUUAACCAUCUCAUGAGGCUGGCUCCUCUAAGUUAUUCGCUGGUUAUAAUGCUGAAGGACAAGAUCUACGCAGUCCGCGACCCCUACGGAAACCGGCCACUCUGUCUCGGCAAGAUCUUACCUCUCGGCUCCUCAUAUGUCUACAAACAGUCGUCGGCGCAGCAUGCCGCGGUUUUAAUGAACGGCUGUGCGAAGAAUGGUGUUGAGGACAGAGCUGAAGGUUGGGUCGUGUCUUCAGAGUCCUGUGGAUUCCUCUCUAUCGGUGCUCGCUAUGUCCGUGAGGUGUUGCCCGGAGAGAUAAUAGAAAUGUCCCGGCACGGGAUUCGAACAGUGGACGUGGUGGAGAGACCCGCCGACAAACAGCAGGCUUUCUGUAUAUUUGAAUAUGUUUACUUCGCAAGGGCGGAUAGUAUCUUUGAAGGUCAGAUGGUGUACUCAGCGCGCAUGCAGUGCGGGCGCAUGUUGGCGCGCGAGUCUGCCAUCGACGCCGACAUUGUCUCCUCCGUGCCCGAGUCCGGCACUGCCGCCGCGCAUGGAUACGCCAGACAGUCUGGCAUUCCCUUCAUGGAGGUCCUCUGCAAGAACCGUUACGUAGGUCGUACAUUCAUCCAGCCCUCGACCCGUCUUCGCCAGCUGGGCGUGGCCAAGAAGUUCGGCGCACUUUCGGAGAACGUGCGAGGGAAGAGGAUCGUACUCAUUGACGAUUCCAUCGUUAGAGGGAAUACUAUCGGACCUAUUAUCAAGUUGCUGAGGGACGCCGGGGCUGCUGAGGUCCACAUAAGGAUAGCGUCUCCGCCGCUGAAGUACCCGUGCUACAUGGGCAUCAACAUCCCCACGCGAGAGGAACUCAUCGCCAACAAGAUGGACACCAUCAAACUCGCUGAGCACGUUGGUGCGGACAGUCUAGAAUACUUAAGUGUAGAAGGUUUGGUGUCAGCAGUGCACUAUAACAUGAAGACCAACCCCAGCGAUGGGCUUGGAGGGCACUGCACCGCCUGCCUCACUGGGGAGUACCCUGGCGGAGUGCCAGACGACGACUGGUGAAUGAUGAACGACCUUCUGAAUGGUGAUUGGUGAAGAAUG